CGUCACCCGGCGGUCGGUAAACACUCAGGUUAAACAGGUGAAACAUGGCGGGCUACGGGCUUGUUUUUACAGCAUUCUUUGCGGGAUGUGUCCUGGUAAUGGUGAUGGGUGAUGACCUCUGUUACUGGGAUGGAAACUACAAGACCUGCUACGGGGACUUUGCAUAUUGCUGCGGACCGCACGAGUUUGACUGUUGCGACGACGGCUACUAUGUGUAUAGCGCUUGGUGGUUCUGGUUCAUUUGGGUGUUUUUAAUCAUCUUCAUCGCGGCCUGCAGUUAUGUUGUACGGAGGCGCUGCCUAGCGACUCAAACCGGUACUACAGUUGUUAUCCAGAGAACCAUAGUGCCACCGCCGGAGGCCUGUCGAACCACAGUCUAUGGGACAACCUACGGGACACAUCCCCAAUACAACGCCGCUGCACCGCCUCCGUACCAAGUCCAGUCGGACAAGCAGCCUCUCUUGGGGUAGAAUAACGUCAGUCAGCCCAACUUCCGACGCCGCUGUUGUGUCCUGAGUUUCACGCGCAGCUCUCAAUCAAUCAAUCAAUCAAUCAAUCAAUCAAUCAAUCAAUCAAUCAAUCAAUCAAUCAAUCAAUCAAUCAA
Messenger RNA from Branchiostoma belcheri (Belcher's lancelet), 604 nucleotides. RefSeq lists its product as uncharacterized. Bases 45 to 470 code for a protein of 141 amino acids. The transcript is spliced from 6 exons. The record is from RefSeq and is a predicted model, not a curated record. Lineage: Eukaryota; Metazoa; Chordata; Leptocardii; Amphioxiformes; Branchiostomatidae.